AUGCUGCUCUUUGCGAACCCUGCGGGAAUCGCCACCUUCAAUGUGUCUAAACCCCUAAGUAACGUAUUUGAUCUGCCACGUAUUGCAAGGUCUUACAUACGAGCACGGCCGGGCGCCGGUGGUUCGCUACCCGGCUCCGCCUCAGCCAUACCAACGCUUCGUGCUCGUCUGAGACGCUCUGCCACUGGCAAGGCUGCCUGCGGCCUCGUUGCCUCUGUCGCAGACGUUCCGAAAGUUGCGCUUGUCACUGGUGGCAGUCGGGGUAUCGGUCGGGCCGUCGCGUUGGAGCUUGCUCGGUCUGGUUGUGAUGUCGUUGUUAACUACGCGUCCGCCGAAGCUGCUGCAAGCGAGGUUGUCGCACAAAUCCAGGCCAUGGGCCGGGAAGCGAUUGCCGUGAAAGCAGACGUAAGCAACCAAGAACAGGUUGAAGCGAUGUUCGCCCAAACAGUUGAGAGAUUUAAGCGGUUGGAUGUGCUCGUCAACAACGCAGGGAUCACGCGCGACGGUCUGCUCCUGCGGAUGAAGAAGGAGCAGUGGUCUCAGGUAAUCGAUCUGAACUUGACUGGCGUGUUUCUUUGCCUUCAAGCAUCCUGCAAGCUGAUGCUCAAACAACGCUCUGGUAGAAUCGUGAACAUAUCCUCCGUGGUCGGCCAGAUUGGCAAUCCUGGUCAGGCGAACUACGCGGCAGCGAAAGGCGGGGUUCUUUCGCUCACCAAGGCCGCUGCCAAAGAAUGCGCCUCACGGAGCGUUACCGUGAAUGCUGUCGCACCCGGUUUCAUUGCAACCGAAAUGACGCAUGGUCUUCCAUUGGAUGAGAUUGCGAAGGGUAUCCCCCUGGGCCGCCUUGGACAACCAGAGGAAGUAGCCGGAUUGGUACGUUUCCUGGCCACCGAUCCCGCCGCUGCAUACAUUACUGGACACAUCUUUACGAUCGAUGGCGGUCUGGCGAUAGGUGCCUCAGGCUGA
Cyanidioschyzon merolae strain 10D is the source of this 966-nucleotide messenger RNA. Its product is annotated as chloroplast 3-oxoacyl-[acyl-carrier protein] reductase orecursor. Bases 1 to 966 code for a protein of 321 amino acids. Gene Ontology annotation, molecular function: NAD binding; 3-oxoacyl-[acyl-carrier-protein] reductase (NADPH) activity. The record is from RefSeq and is a predicted model, not a curated record. NCBI's taxonomy places the organism in Eukaryota, Rhodophyta, Bangiophyceae, Cyanidiales, Cyanidiaceae. Gene Ontology annotation, biological process: fatty acid biosynthetic process. The transcript has a single exon.